UCGCCCUCCCCCUCCCCUCCACCUACAGAGCACCUCCACACUCGGGGUUUGCCUACGAGAGUCGCAUAAACGGGAUCUUAUGGUCCGACGAAGACGAAGGACAAUUAAAACAACGUCGUAGUAAACUUUGCAAAGGCCGGGGACAGGGUUAACAACCUCGACUCUCCUCGUCGAUAUACAAGAGACAAUAGAACAGAGGCGCGAGGAGGUGCAGGGCUUCUUUGGCUUCUCUCGCGGCGAGGUCCGUCUUGUGAACCUUUCAAAAAAGGUUAUUCAGCUACAUCAGCUGGACAACUCAACGUACGCCCUCAAACGUCAAGAUCUAGCAAGUCAGCAGGUGACCCAAGGCUCAAGAUUAACAACACACGAUGUCGCCAAGUCAAACACCACACCCCGGUCGGACUAUCUUCCCCGGGAUCCCCAGUACCGGUCAUAUCGUAGCAGGACCUUCGAGCUCGACUGCUACUGCGCCUGUACCUUCGGCUUCACCUUACCAGAAUGCGUAUCAGCAACAGUUGCAACAACAGCAACAGCAAGCACAUCAUCAGCAUCAGCAGCCACAUCCGCAUCAGUAUCUCUCUUACCUGCAGGUACCAGUACAAGGACCGGGACCUCCAAGGGCUGCAGAUCAUAACCAUGUCGAGUCGGGCAGACCGGGAUUACCACUGACACGACCAUCGUCGUCUUCGAACCCAUCGUCGAUCCCUCCGUCGUCAUCCUUAUCCUUGCCGAUUCUCAACACUGCAUUUACCAACCCUCACGCAUCCUCAUCUACCGCCAACAACCAUGCGGACCCGUCCACAUCCUCCCACCUAACGUCAGCUACCAAAGCCGUCAAACUCGCACUCUUCGAAUCCACCUCCCGGCCCGGAGAAUCCCGGUGUACCCUGUGCGAAGAAUACACAUCCACAGCGAAGGAGGGGAUCUUGAUGUACCACGUUAUGGGCAAGAAGGACCACGUCAAGAGCAGACACGCUAUGUGUAAGCGGUACGAUGAUUGGGGGGAGGAUCCGUACUGGGAAGAUGUUUAUGGGAGGAUAGCGGGGUUCGUAGCUGGGAAGCCUGGGGCGGAGGGGUUGAUGGCCAAGGUCAUCGAAUCGUACCCUCAACUCUCUUUCGCCUCGAGGAUGCUCUAUCAAGGUCGAUGGUGGGAAACGCUAGAGCUGGACCAUCCGAUAUUGAAGUUCUGGUCAGAUCGACAGUUGGCCGAUUUUCGUCCGAAGUCUGACGCAGAGGCUCUGGAGAUCGGUGUGAAAAAGUUCGAUGCCAUGGCCCAACUGUUCUACGGCGACCUCGAACCGCCGAUCAGAUUUCACAUCAAUAGCUACGCCCGAGGUCUCUUGAUCCUGGCCAUCGGACCGGAAUCCGUCAUGCAACUCGAACUCAACAGUCCAUCAUCACAACGACCGGGCAACGUGCUCAGGUUGUGGAUGAACUGGGUGCUGCGGGAGAUGCUCUAUCUGUUCGUCGCGCAGUUUAUCGAGGCUGACACGCCAGGCUAUCCGACACCAUUCGAAUGGGCCCAGGCGUAUGUCAAACAACACAUGAUCUACCUAUGCAGCCUCAGUCAGCCUCAUAUGCGGCACAUGACGACCGACUAUUGUCGCUGGUUGAUCUGGUGUACGAACAAUCUGUACGGACCGGCCAAAAGGCCGAUGAUUUUCCGGAGCCUAGAGUCGAUCUACAGGGCGUACGAGGAUGCGUAUUUUGUGUACGAGCGGGAACUGAGCGGGUCGGCUAGUCCGACGCAGGAACAUCGUGAUCGGUUCGAAUUCGCCGAUAUCAUCGUGGCUACCAUGUCGCACGAGUUUCAAUCGCCACGUCGGACCAGAUAAGAAGGAGGACCGGUCGGACAUCCGGGUUUGGGACUACAAGGGUAUACAUCGGAACAAAGUAAAGGGAACAUGGCAUUCGGGACGCACCUCCCGUGAUCACACGCAAACGGCGAGGCAGUAGCAUAACUUGGGGUUUAUGGCGAUUCGAUACACUGUAUUCGUAGAUGAUUCGAGCAUAUGCGACGGGCUCAUAAUAGCAUCCAUGCCGUAUCUCGGCUUACGCCGUUACCAGAGCCGAUCUAGAAUGUGUCAAAUCCUGGGGCC
Filobasidium floriforme is the source of this 2099-nucleotide messenger RNA. RefSeq lists its product as uncharacterized. The record is from RefSeq and is a predicted model, not a curated record. The transcript has 8 exons. NCBI's taxonomy places the organism in Eukaryota, Fungi, Basidiomycota, Tremellomycetes, Filobasidiales, Filobasidiaceae. Bases 369 to 1835 code for a protein of 488 amino acids.